CGCACAGCUCCAAGCGGGCAAGAGGGUAGAUCUUGGGGCCCUCAGCGAUGUCGGGCAGCGGAAGGUAGGAUGUUGGUAUUAAUAUCAUCGAACCUCGCAGACCAUCGAAUUUUUGCACGCCCUCUCGCCUGCCCUCGGGGUCUGAACGUGCAAAUCCAUCAGUCUCAUCCUCAACCCCUCACCUCCACUACAUCAUCACGAUGCGCCUCCCCGGCCCCCUCUCAGCCAUCCCGCCCCGCGCCCUCCAGCUGAUCGCCCUCCUGGUGCUGGUGAACGCCAUCGUCUGGGCCGUCGCCGGCGUAGUCUUACACUUCCACCCAACCCUCAUCUCCCCCGCGGUGCUAUCCUACACCCUCGGCCUUCGCCACGCCCUCGACGCCGACCACAUCAGCGCCAUCGACCUGACCACGCGCAGGCUGAUCGCCUCGGGCCAGCGGCCCGUCGCGGUCGGCACCUUCUUCAGCCUCGGCCACUCGUGCGUCGUGAUCAUCACGUGUGUCGUGGUCGCCGCCACGGCGGGCGCGCUGCGCGAGCGGUUUGCCGAUUUCCAGCGUGUCGGGGGCAUCAUUGGCACGAGUGUCUCCGCGGCCUUUUUGCUACUGCUUUGUGUGGGCAAUGGGUGGGUGCUCUGGCGGUUGGUGCGGAGGUUGAGGGUUGUGCUGGCGGAGCAGAGGCGAGGGGAGACCGACCAGUCGGUGUAUGAUGAUGAUGAUGAUACUACGGGGACGGGGCAGAGGGGCGUGCAGCAGCAGUUGGAGGGUGCUGGGCUCAUGGGGAGGGCCUUUCGGGUGGUCUUCAAGAUUGUCGAUCGGCCGUGGAAGAUGCUGCCUCUGGGGUUUCUGUUUGGGCUGGGGUUUGACACCAGUUCUGAGGUGGCGUUGCUCGGGAUUGCGAGCAUCCAGGCUACGAACGGCACGAAUAUCUGGGUGAUCCUCAUCUUCCCGGCGCUUUUUACGGCCGGUAUGUGCCUUUUGGAUACGACCGACGGGGCGCUCAUGAUGGCCCUCUACACGUCCAAGGCCUUUUCCAGGGAUGUGGUCGCCAUCCUGUACUACUCGAUCGUGCUGACGGGCAUCACGGUGUUUGUCUCGGCCUUUAUCGGCGUCAUACAGGUGCUGUCGCUUGUCCAGAACGUCGCUGAUCCCGAGGGUGGCUUCUGGGACGGCGUCAGCGAGAUUGGCGAGUACUACGAUGUCAUCGGUGGCUGCAUCUGCGGUCUGUUCCUUCUUGUUGGGCUUGGCUCGGUGCUGGUGUACCGGCCCUGGAGGAGACGGAUGGAAAGGAGAGCGGCUAGCCGUGCAGCUGAGGGUCAAAUCACGCCCGAGCCCCAGAGUCCCGAUGCUCUUCUUCCACCUGACAUGCCUCGUGCUCCUGGAUAUGGCACAGAGGUCUGAACAAAUCCCUUGGGACAACUUAGAUUCAGAGUUAAGGGGCUUCGGGCUGGUCUCUCAGAGCUAGUAUCGGAAUCUCACAAGUCAUAUCUGACCAAUCCAGCAUCAAUGAUUCUUGAACACCAAGAUCUUUGUGGUCGCACCGCAACAGGUAUAGGGG
Molecule: messenger RNA, 1551 nt
Organism: Chaetomium strumarium
Lineage: Eukaryota; Fungi; Ascomycota; Sordariomycetes; Sordariales; Chaetomiaceae
Product: high-affinity nickel-transport protein-domain-containing protein
Exons: 2
Coding region: 201-1394 (397 amino acids)
Biological process (GO): nickel cation transmembrane transport
Cellular component (GO): plasma membrane
Molecular function (GO): nickel cation transmembrane transporter activity
Source: RefSeq, a predicted model, not a curated record